UAAUUGCCUAAAAUCAAAUAACAACUUGUUAUUAUCAAAUAAUAAAUUAACGCAAUUUUCAAUGAAAUUUCGAGAUAGAACUCAUGAAAUAACAGAAAUCUUCAAUACAGCUCGAAAAGUCUUAAGUUGAGUUCUGAAAAUCUAAAGCCAAAUUUUUUUAGUAUAACAAAUGGAUGUUUGAACGAUUAAGAUUUCGACUUUGAAUAUAUUAAUUCGAGUUUUGAAAGACUCAAGUUUUUCAAACAUAUCAAAUCAACUUUAAAAACAUUGAAAUUUAGUUCUCAAUAAUUUGACUUACGUCUUCCAAAUAUCAAAUUAACAUAUUCGGCGUCCCCAAAUAAACUUUUGAGACUUGUAUAAAAUUUUUGAAGAACUUAAAACAAGAUUUCGUAAAGUUUCUUCUCUAAAUUUGUUGCACCUGAGAACAAGACUUUUUACUUUCAGGUACAUGAGAUGGUAAUUGAGAGUUUCGAGUGUCCACUUCAUCCACUUGUUCCCCUGGGAAUUUUGUCCAAUGACGUCCACGUUUUUUUUGAAGAGAGACUGUUACACUUACGCAUUAAAUUGCAGCUCACGUCAUACAAAUGACAAACCGCAACCAAUGGGCACUCUACCUAUUACUCCCCCAUUGACUGGCGCUUAUGGGAAUAUGAAAACUUCCCAAACUGUUUGUAGAAGCUGAAUAACACUUGUUCGCCAGUUCCAUCGCGACGACUGGGUGAUAAGGGCCGUUGUUCCACGCCGAUAAUUCACAAUGUUGUGUUCAUUGUCCCAUAAUUUAUUUCUAAAUGGCAUUUUCAUAUUUUAUUUCAUAUGCAAUAGCUCAGUGACUGGAGCAAGUGGUUCCAUAAUUGAAGAUGAGUACUCUGAUGGGUACACUCGACAGUUCCACUGUUGCGCGAAACAUGAGAAAAAAAUCGGCGUUGGACAUGGUAUCUCAGGGGAAAUUAUUACCAUUGAUGCGGGUUUAUGCAGAAAAAUUUGUCCUAGACAUAAUACUGAUGACCCCGGAGAUCCUAGUAGACCUGCAGUUCAAAGGUGUCCUCUUCAUUACCAGUGUCAUCCUCGAACAGCUCGGAUGGAGCGAAUCUCCACUCUCCAAGGAGUAAAAAUAAUAGAAACUAUCAACACUUGUGACUGCUGGCCAGAAUCAGGAUGUACACGAGUUUCAUACGAGCAAUUGGUUCACUCUGGGACCCCGUAUCAAGUAGCAAUGGACAUCGGGCGAUGUCUGGGAUCAUGUUCAAAAUUGCUGACGUGUAAACCUUUAAAAAAUACUACAGUCAGCAUCAAGGGACCCAACGGCGAUGAAAUUUACCAAAUUAUUGACAAAUGCGCCUGUGCCAAUAAUUGCCACAGAAUGGACAGAAUCGAGAGUGUCCUUGAUUAUAGUCAACUGGAAAUUAAGCAGGGAAUCAACACGAGUGACGUGAAACCAGUUAUCAGGCAUAUAAACGUCGGCGAGUGUGUGGGUUCUUGUCCAGGCAAUGAAACUGAGACGUGCCUUCUCAGGGAUAAAAAAGAACCGACCAAAUGCCUAGCGGCUCUUUAUUCUAAACAUCAUAAUUGUACACCAGCCAGGUUUAAAGUUCAUGAAUACAGGACACGCAGAGGCUCCAAACGAGAAAUCAUCCAAAUAACUGAUUGUGCCUGCGUAUGAAGGCAUCAAAAUCUCCACAAGACUUGAUAUUG
Fopius arisanus is the source of this 1692-nucleotide messenger RNA. RefSeq lists its product as uncharacterized. The coding region runs from base 755 to 1660 and encodes 301 amino acids. The record is from RefSeq and is a predicted model, not a curated record. The transcript is spliced from 6 exons. Lineage: Eukaryota; Metazoa; Arthropoda; Insecta; Hymenoptera; Braconidae.